Molecule: messenger RNA, 1711 nt
Organism: Hylaeus volcanicus
Lineage: Eukaryota; Metazoa; Arthropoda; Insecta; Hymenoptera; Colletidae
Product: zinc finger CCCH domain-containing protein 14-like
Exons: 12
Coding region: 12-1484 (490 amino acids)
Biological process (GO): mRNA processing; regulation of mRNA stability
Cellular component (GO): nucleus; cytoplasm
Molecular function (GO): poly(A) binding; metal ion binding
Source: RefSeq, a predicted model, not a curated record
GUUUCAAAAACAUGUCUGAAAAAACGGUUGAGACGAUAGUUGUUGAACUACAAGAAGCUAUUACUGAUAAACUUCGAGUCAUUUUAGGAGAAGAAGGUGUUGAAAUUCUUACGGAAUAUGUAUGGCAUAUGCUUGUCAGCUCAAAACGUAAUCGUCAGCAUAUUACUCAAGAACUUCAAGAAUUCUUAGCCAAAGAUACGGCAUCUUUUGUGGAUUGGAUUCUGACUGUUAUAGUGCCGGAAAUUGAUACAUAUAUUCAAAAUGAAGGUAUAGGCAAUAGUAAAGAUAGAUCGACGGAUGCUUCAUUAGAACACGAAAAGUAUCAAGAAAAAAAAAAUCAAGGAGAAAAUCUACGCCGUCCUAAUGAUACCGUUUCUGAUAGUCUGAGUAAUGAAAAAAAUGUAUCAAAAUAUGCGAAAACCCAUGUACCAUCCAACUUGUCAUCCGUUGAAGAGAAAAGAAGUCGACUUUUAGGUCUUGCGGUUCAUCAAGCAGUGCAUAAUCCAAAAAAAAUUUCAGCUCAGAAUUUAUCUAGUGAUGUAAGACAGGAUGCAUUUUCUUCUACUAUUCAUUCCAGCAUGAAACCAUUUAAAGGGCAUUUUCGAAACGCUCAAUCUUCUAAACACGUACGACAUCGGUUUCCUUCAGUUUUAAAUAGUUACCCUGGGCAUAUAGGAUCUCAAAAAUUGAAUGGGGGAAACACAAACUUUGAUUUUAUUAAUUCAAGUAGUACUAAUGGCGCCUCUGAAGUAACGCGUCGUGCUCCCUUUAUGAAUGCCUACCCAAAUAAUGAUUUAGCAGCUGAGUGUGAAGAUAUUUUAGAAGAUUCAAAUGUGUCAUCGUUCGCUCCACCCAAUCGCGUUUCAGCAAGAAUGAUGAAUAACUAUACCCGCCCUCGAUGUUAUGUUCCAACACCUCCGCUUGACGCGUAUGGUGCAACAGCUGCACCUUCAGUCGAGAGUAUUUUUGAGCUCCGACAAGUUGCAGCAUCUCUUGGUUAUACAUUAACUCCACAAAAUGUUUGCUCAUAUCCUUCGACGAUGAUCCAACCAUCUGUCCAAAAACAAAAAAAACGAUGCACAAAGUGGCCAGAUUGUCCGUUCGGAGAUCAAUGUCAUCAUAUUCAUCCUUCAGAAAUGUGUAACAAUUGGCCUCACUGUUCUUUUGGAGCUUCCUGCUUUUAUAUUCAUCCUCAAGUAGCGUGCAAAUUCGGUUUAAAUUGUCAUAACUGUAACUGUAAUUACUCUCAUCCUGAAGGCUGGGAUCCGACUAAAAAUGCUGUUCGCUUAUCUAAACAUAAGGCUUAUUACCAAAAUAAAACUUUAAAUUGUAUGCAAGAAGAUACAUUACAACCGAAUGAGGCGUCUUCCACUUUAAGUAAAAGUGAAGAAAACAUACCAGAAUAUUGUGCACAAACGUUACAAGGAAAUAUUCAAGAAGGUUUUGGAACGGAGCUUUCAACAGAUGUUGAUAUGAAUGCGUAAUACUAUCUUUAUAUGCGUGAAGAAUCGUUAGUUGUCUAAUCAUUGAAAAAAAAAGCUUCUUCAAAUAAUAAAACCCUUUACAUAGAGAUUUGUUUCACAAGAAUAUUUUUUUUUACUAUUUUCUAAUUAGUUCAAACAAAAAAAAAACUACUUGUGACGUAAUUUUAAAAAGAAAUAAAAACGUAUUAGUGAGAAAAACCUUCACGUUUAAAUUAAAAAAAAAAGCU